Molecule: messenger RNA, 358 nt
Organism: Entrophospora candida
Lineage: Eukaryota; Fungi; Glomeromycota; Glomeromycetes; Entrophosporales; Entrophosporaceae
Source: the annotation of a GenBank genome assembly
UGAUUAUCAUUGGGAUGCAAAAGAUGAGGCAAAUUGUUUCUGUUGCCUUGUUGUUUUAGGAGAUUUUGAAGGUUGUGAACUAUAUUUUCCCCAGCUCCAGAUUGUGGUGGUGGUUCAGCCUGGGCAAGUUGUUGCAUUUUCCUCACGUUUUCUACUUCAUGAUGCAAAGGGUAACGUUAACAAUCCUCAACAAAACCUCUCUGAUGCUAAUGGAUCAAACAACUUGACCAACCUUACGAAACCAAAAGCAUUCCAAACUUGUAUCUCAUCUGCAUCAUCUGAUAACAGACAAAGGGGUGUAGAUUUGGCACAUGCUUGUCAAGGCCUAAAGGCAGAAGAUCUGCUACCUAAUUCAUAA